AUGGCAAAUAUGAUCGUUAUGGAACAAUUAAGAUCUACAAGUUUAACUUCAAGAUCGCAUCCAAGCACGAUUGGUAUAGAAGGAGCUCUUAGUAAGGUAGAAACGUUAAAUGCCACGACGAGUUCGUCCGAAUCGAUCUUGAUGGGAUUGGCUAGUUUGGAGGAUCUGUAUGAUCGUGUGGAGGAGUUUCUGAAGAUGGGUUCGACACAACGUGUUAUGUCUUCUGAUGGAUCAGAGUUCGUGGAGGAGAUGCUAGAUGAGUCUUUGAGACUAAUGGAUACAUGCAGCGUCUCGAGGGAACUCAUGGUGGAGACUCAAGAGCAUGUUCGUGAUCUUCAAUCAUGUGUUAGAAGAAAGAAAGUAACCGGAGGAGGAGGGGACCAACUCGAUGUUGCUAUCUCAAGCUAUGUCGGAUUUAGAAAAAACAUGAGAAAAGAAGCUAAGAAGCUUUUAGGAACCUUGAAGAAAAUCAGUGAUGGUUCAAGUUCAUAUGAUAAUGAACAUCUUGUGGCGGUAAUAGAUGUGCUGAGACGAGUAGUUUCGGUUAGUGUCGUGGUGUUGAAGUCGUUAUUAGUGUUCUUGCCCGGGAGACAAAGUAACAUGAAGAACAAGUUGGCUUCGUUACUAGUGAAGAAGAAGUAUAAUCAUGAUGCGACCAAGAACGAGUUGGAUACAUUGGAUUAUGCUAUUUGCAGAGACUUUUGCUCUUAUGAUGAUCUACAAAAGAAGCUUGUGGAGGUUGAGGUGAGCAUUGGUGGGUUUGAGAAGUGUUUAGAAGGGUUGUUUCGAAAGUUAAUAAGAACACGAGCCUCUCUUCUCAACAUAAUCUCUAACUAG
Molecule: messenger RNA, 837 nt
Organism: Eruca vesicaria subsp. sativa (arugula)
Lineage: Eukaryota; Viridiplantae; Streptophyta; Magnoliopsida; Brassicales; Brassicaceae
Source: the annotation of a GenBank genome assembly